GAGGAAACCCCGCAGCGGAUAUAGCGCUCCCUCCUUCCGGCCGGCCUCCUUUUCGUCCGCAGCUGCCUCCACGCGAACAUGCCGCUCGCGAAGGACCUCCUGCAUCCCUCCCCCGAGGAGGAGAAGCGGAAGCACAAGAAGAAGCGCCUGGUGCAGAGCCCCAACUCCUACUUCAUGGACGUCAAGUGCCCGGGUUGCUACAAAAUCACCACGGUUUUCAGUCACGCCCAGACGGUUGUGUUGUGCGUCGGCUGCUCGACUGUGCUGUGCCAGCCCACUGGUGGAAAGGCGAGGUUGACAGAAGGAUGUUCUUUCCGGCGAAAGCAACAUUAAAUAGUGGACACUUGGCACGGGAUGGGUUUGCGACUACGGGGACAGUUGCCGGUUGCCACCCCGGGUGUUUCCCUGGGGCACCGAUGGAAGUAUAUUAUGCAACGGAGUUGUAAAAGGGGCGGGGGGGCCUGUAGUUACUUUUGAGGGCUUGAGUUGCUGCCAACGGUGGCUGUGGGAUGAGGACGGGGACACACACACACAUCCCUUCCCCCUUUGUGGCUCUGGCACUGUCCUUGUAGCCUUACCCGUUUCAUUCAAUAAACUUUGGAUAUAAAGACAA
Messenger RNA from Thamnophis sirtalis, 613 nucleotides. RefSeq names its product ribosomal protein S27 (gene RPS27). Lineage: Eukaryota; Metazoa; Chordata; Lepidosauria; Squamata; Natricidae. The record is from RefSeq and is a predicted model, not a curated record. Gene Ontology annotation, molecular function: structural constituent of ribosome. Gene Ontology annotation, cellular component: ribosome. Gene Ontology annotation, biological process: translation.